AUGGAAGAAAUUAACAUGGCGGUUAGAACCGAGGAUCCUAUCACCAUUCACUCGGAGACAAAUGAACUGCUCCAAGAUUUGAAUGAGGCCGACUUGUACAUUAAAUAUAAAAAGCACAUGAGGCACCUCGAGUUUCUCGAGCUUCAGGAAGAAUAUAUAAAGGAUGAGCAAAAAAAUCUCAAACGGGAAUUGAUCCGGGCUCAGGAAGAGGUCAAGCGUAUUCAGUCUGUGCCGUUGGUCAUCGGACAAUUCUUAGAGCCGAUUGACCAGCACACAGGAAUUGUUGGUUCCACGACGGGAUCAAACUACGUCGUUCGGAUUUUAAGCACCAUCGAUCGGGAAUUACUCAAGCCUUCUUCUUCGGUCGCUCUUCACCGUCACUCAAACUCUCUGGUCGAUGUGUUACCACCCGAGGCAGACAGCAGCAUUGCGAUGCUUGGCGCCGAAGAAAAGCCGGACGUGACGUACGCGGACGUGGGUGGCCUCGAUAUUCAGAAGCAAGAGAUUCGGGAAGCAGUGGAGUUGCCGUUGACGCAUUUCGAUUUAUACAAGCAAAUUGGAAUUGAUCCCCCACGUGGGGUUUUGCUGUACGGUCCACCGGGAACAGGGAAAACGAUGCUUGUAAAGGCGGUUGCUCAUCACACCACGGCGUCCUUUAUCCGCGUGGUCGGAUCGGAGUUCGUGCAAAAGUAUUUGGGCGAAGGACCCCGUAUGGUACGUGACGUGUUUCGAUUGGCCCGUGAAAACUCUCCGGCUAUUAUCUUUAUUGAUGAGAUAGAUGCAAUUGCGACCAAACGGUUUGAUGCACAAACAGGCGCGGAUCGUGAAGUGCAGAGAAUCUUGCUGGAGUUAUUGAAUCAGAUGGAUGGAUUUGAUCAGACAUCAAACGUCAAAGUUAUCAUGGCCACGAACAGGGCCGACACUUUGGACCCGGCCCUGCUUAGGCCUGGCCGUCUCGAUCGAAAGAUCGAAUUCCCCACACCCGAUCGGCGCCAAAAACGUUUGAUCUUUUCCACCAUCACCUCGAAUAUGAAUCUUUCGGAAGAGGUGGAUCUCGAGGAUUUCGUAUCACGGCCCGACAAACUUAGCGGUGCGGAAAUUCACGCCAUAUGUCAGGAGGCCGGAAUGCAGGCGGUUCGAAAAAAUCGUUAUGUUAUUCUCAGUAAAGACAUUGAAAAGGGUUAUAAGGCGAACGUUAAGAAAGCCGACACGGACUUUGAGUUUUAUAAAUAA
Molecule: messenger RNA, 1233 nt
Organism: Acaulospora colombiana
Lineage: Eukaryota; Fungi; Glomeromycota; Glomeromycetes; Diversisporales; Acaulosporaceae
Source: the annotation of a GenBank genome assembly